CCCUGCCCCCCAGCUCUCACGCCUGACCUACAGCCCCUGCUAUCCCAGCCAUGAGCACCCCAGUCACAUCUCUGCUGGCACCCCUCACUUCCGACCCGCAGCCCCCAGCUCUCUCAUCCCUAUCCUGUUUUCCUCCCUCCCACCUCUGCCCCGCUGUGCUACGGCUCCAGGGGCGCAGUCUGGCCCUGUUCAUUUCCCUCCAGGAGCUGCCAUACCAGCACACAGAACCUGGUGCGUGGUGAAUGGGAAAGCACCCACCUAGCCCACAGAACACUCAGCAUGGCCUUCCAGCACAGCAAAGAGUCGCCCGGGCAAAGGUGGAGGAGAACAGACCAGGGCAGGGUUUCUCCUGGGUAGGGUCUGCUCCCCCCACCCCCCGAGGCCCCCAUGGCAAAUGUUGUGCCUUGCCCACCCCCCUGACACCACUGGGAGCUGAGUGCUCAGAGCAGGAAAUCAGAGUGAGCCCAGGACAAGGACGAUGUGAUUGACCCAGGCCAGGAGAUUCAGCUGGAGUUCAAGGUACAAGCUGGACAGGCUGACAAUGUUCAGUCAGGGCCCCAAAGACCCUCAGCUCUUCCCCCCCCCCCCACUCCCCGCAUAGUGCCAUGAGCUGGGAAUGUGAGAGAACUGCAGGUGUCCUUAGAAGUCAGGCCAGUCUGGGGACCCCUGGAAAGUCCAAUCCUAGUGGCGUGGCAGGGGCAGACCAGUGCACCAGGGCAGGGAGCAGAGCUCUGCUGUUCAGGGGAGCCUGGCAAGGGUAGCUCCACAGGCAGCCUGAGGGAUGGGCCAGGGCAGGGCUAUUUGUGGGCUCGACUGCACUUCCACACGGGAGGGUGCUGUACUCACCAACCUGGGGAGCAGUGAUUUAUCCCUGGGCCCUUGAGUCCUGCUGAGAGGGGUCUAACAGCAGCCAGAGGCUGGGCAUGGAAGCUAGACAGACCCAGACUGGAAAUAAGAUGCAAAUUACUAACCUUGGCACAGCCUAGCCGGGCCACAGGGACUUCCCAGCACCAGGGAUUUUCAAUCCAGCCUGGCUGAUUUCCAAAGAUCUGCUCUAGUCUCAGCUGGAAUUGUCUGGGGAAAGGUCUCUGGCCUGUGUUGGGGGAGGGGGCAGGCUAGAGGAUCUCUGCAGCCCCCCUCCACUGGAGCCAUGCUGUUAGCUCUGUCCUAAGACCAGGAGACUGGUGCUGUCCUUGGAGAAGAUGGGCCAGACAAAGCUGUGGUUCCUUGCUGUGCUGCUGGGUCUCUGCACCUGGCUGGAGCCUGGCAAAGGCUCUCAUGUACCCCCAGAUGCAAUGUCUGGACUGGGAAGGCUGCAGGGGAUCGCACAGCCACCCCCACAUGGCUCCCUCCCGUUUCACAUGAACUCCGUGAUCCAAGUCGCAGAAGUGCUGGAAUCUCACCACCUGGACGGACACCUCAACCUGACCGUGACGGAGCUCGCCCGAGGCCUGGGCUGCUGUGACAGCGAGUUCUACCAGCUCCUGCUGGGGGAGGCACCCGCCGUGCCCCCGGACCUGCCCUUCCUGAGCCAGGAGCAGAGAUCCUUCCUCAUGCGCCUCGUGAAGCACAAAGUCCAGGCCUCCUCGACUGAGCAGGGGGUGGUGUUGCUCCCUGAUGGCACCACAGUGGCUGUAAGCCCCUUGGUUGCUGGGAUUGAAGCAGGGCUGAAGGGGAGGCGGGAGAUGCCACUGCCCCCUGAGGCUUUAGAGCUUUUGCUAGUUACAACUGAGCCCUUGAACCAGACACAUCCGGAGCUGCCCCUGACUAUAGAUGCCCUCUAUGCAGUGACCAUUGCCAAGGCCCUGGGCGUGGCCUUUCUCCUGGCCCAGGCCAACGAGAGCCAGGUGCCCAUGGGGCCGAAUGGCUGCUGGGACAGCGUGUCCAAGCCCCAGAACUUCACCCUCCUGGGCCGCCCGUCACACCUCACUGAUGCCUUCGUCAAUGGGGCGCUGGACGGGGUGAUCUUGGGGGCACACCUGGCAGGGCAAGGUGUGCCCGCAGCCCCGCUGAGCACCCUGCUGAGAGAGUACUACGCUGGGGACGGCCUGGCCGGAGAUAGCCAGGCCAGAAGCAACUUCAGGCGCCAGAACUUUGUGCAGCUCACCGAGGCCAGGCAGCUGGAGGAGCAGGUGGUGCAUUCCCUCCAGCUGCUCCGAGCGCUGCCUCGGAUGGCGCCGCUGCUUAGCGGGGUUGGGGACGAGGAGCUGCUGGCUGCUGCGAGCCGGGCGGUGCAGGAGUUCACGGAGGCCUACCUGGAAUGCCCAGCCAUCAUCCCCCGCUGCAUGUGGGGGGCCAGGCCCUACAAGGGGACUCCCACGCAGCUCAAGCUGCCCCUGAGCUUCGUGUACAUCCACCACACCAGCUCACCCAGCCAGCCCUGCCGGACCUUCCCCGAGUGCGCUGCUGACAUGAGGGCCAUGCAGCGCUUCCACCAGGACGACCGUGGUUGGGACGACAUAGGCUACAGCUUCGUGGUCGGAUCAGAUGGGUACAUGUACCAGGGCCGGGGUUGGCACUGGGUUGGCGCUCACACCCGUGGCUACAACAGUAAAGGCUACGGCGUGAGUUUCAUUGGGAACUACAUGGAUACACUGCCGGAAGCAUUUGCCCUCACACUGGUGCGUGACAAUUUCCUGCCGUGUGCGGUGAAGGGCGCCAAGAUCCGGGCCAACUACACAGUGCAUGGGCACCGGCAGAUGGUGCACACUGCGUGCCCGGGGAACCUACUCUACCGGGAGAUCCAAACAUGGCAGGGCUUCAAGUGAGAACUCCCGGCCAUGGGUCAUGAUCCAGGUAAUGACCCAGUUCAGGACACAUCCCACCGGGACCCAGGACCAUGCCUUCAGACUGCCCAGGGAGCAGGCUGCAGUGGCCUGUUCCCAGGAGGGUGGCUCAACGGAGGCCAGGGGGGCUUCGCUAGCCCCAGUAGUUACAAUGUGCUGCUCUGCUCCUGUACUGAAAAUCCCCCUCCAAUAA
Molecule: messenger RNA, 2979 nt
Organism: Mauremys reevesii (Reeves's turtle)
Lineage: Eukaryota; Metazoa; Chordata; Testudines; Geoemydidae
Gene: PGLYRP2
Product: peptidoglycan recognition protein 2
Exons: 7
Coding region: 1203-2768 (521 amino acids)
Biological process (GO): detection of bacterium; defense response to Gram-positive bacterium; peptidoglycan catabolic process
Molecular function (GO): zinc ion binding; peptidoglycan binding; peptidoglycan immune receptor activity
Source: RefSeq, a predicted model, not a curated record